Molecule: messenger RNA, 2976 nt
Organism: Oncorhynchus mykiss (rainbow trout)
Lineage: Eukaryota; Metazoa; Chordata; Actinopteri; Salmoniformes; Salmonidae
Source: RefSeq, a predicted model, not a curated record
GAGAGGGUUGAGAGAGAGAGGGAAAGAGAGAGGGUAGAGAGGGAUGGAGAGCGGGAGAGGGUUGAGAUAGAGAGGGAAAGAGAGAGGGUGGAGAGAGAGACACAAGGAGGUUUUGUGAGUCUGGAUGUAUGCAGUAACUUGGUGGGACUGGGGGGGAAUGACAGUGGUACCGGGAUGACUCCCCACCAACACAGAGAAACUGGAGAGAACAAAACCGACAAUCACAACAACCCUCCAACCCACAACCCACCCAAAAUCCUGCCUGUCUCUGGCAAACUAGAGCAGAAGAACUCGGGGCUGGUUCGUCCCUCUGCAUUCAAACCAGUGGUUCCCAAGAGCUUUCAUUCCAUGCAGAACCUCCUUGACCCAACCAGUGGGGGUGGAUGUGAGGGUAGGGGUGCGGGGGGGCAGAGAGAAGAAGGAGCAGGGGGAGGAGAACUAGUGGCAGUUCCAGAGGCCCUCCUCCUAGACCAGGACAGCCCAGGGAUGGGCAGAUGCCUGGCAGAGAGAGCAGGAGGGGGUAAGAGUAACAGAGGGGUCCAUGGAGGGAUGUCAGCUUCGGGGAGGAACUCUCUAACCAGCCUGCCCACAUAUGCAGGCUCUGGUUUGUGCUAUGGGCCUCAAGAGGCCCUGGGGUCUCUCAGUGCUUCUACCAGCAAUAUCAACAGACUAGGGACCACAGCUGGAGCUGCAGUGGCUCUGGAAAAGCUGGAGCAACCAGGCUACCAGCAGCUGAACCACCUGGGCGACACCCCAGCACCCCAACGUCCCACUCCUUCCUCUGAUGAUGUCAUCCAAGACCUGGAGAACCGGCUCUGGGAGAAGGAGCAAGAGAGCGAGGCCGCCAUCGUCCAGGUGUUUGAGGAGAAGCAGCGUGUGUGGGAGAGACAGAUGGAUGAGCUGGGGCAGAACUACGCCUCUCGUCUGCAGCAGGUGACCCGUCGCGCCCAGCGCUCCCAGAAUGCCCUGCAGGCCCAGAUCACCCGUCUGUCGCAGGACAAGCGACGUCUGCAGGAGGAGAUGGCUGCCCUGCUGGCCCAGAGAGAGGAUCUGGAGAGGAAGUGUCUGCACUUCAGGAUGGAACAGACUGACAUACUGCCACGCCUGGAUGAGACCAAGUGGGAGGUGUGUCAGAAGGCAGGGGAGAUCUCCCUGCUGAAGCAGCAGCUAAGGGAGAGCCAGGUGGAGCUGACCCAGCGGGCGGCGGAGAUGGUGGCCCUCAGGGGCCAGCUGAAGGAGGCCAAUUCCCAGCUUAGGGACCGGGAGGAGGCCAUGCUGGGCCUCAAGAACUCAUAUAGUUCCAAGAGCCUGGAGCUGGAGAGCUGCCAAGGAGAGCUGAGGAGGACGCUGACCGAGGUGUCUAUCCUGAGGGAGAAGCUGGGUGUGUUUGAGGCUGAGGUGCUGGGUCUUCAACAAGCUCUGUGGGAGAUGGGCGGAGGGGUUGAUCCUGCCAUAACCCAAACCCUAGGAGCUGUGGGGCUACUCCCACCCUGGGGGGCUCUCUACUGCCCCCGCACUCCCCCAGAGCCCUCGUCCACCCCUCUCACCCCCACCUCAGAUUCCCUGCUCAGCCUCCAGAGUGACGAGGCAAAAGCCCAGAGGCAAGAGGUGCAGAGAAAAGAGAGGCAGCAGCGUGAAGAGGCCCAGUGGCAUGACAUGCAACAGCGCCAGGAGGCCCACCAGCGCCUGAAAGCCCAUCUAUAUCAGGAGGCUCAUCUCCACCAGGAAGCCCAACUGCGCAAGGAAGCUCGACUUCAUCAGGGGGCCCACUUGUGUCAGGAGGCCCACUUCCACCAGGAGGCCCAGCAUAAGUGCCAAGAGACCCAGGUGGAAUCAGGGAACCUGCGUGAGCAGCUGGAUCAGCUCCAGGGGACUUUACGUCUAGAACGUCAACAGAGAGAGUGCCAGGCCCUUAGUUUCGACCAGGAACGAGACAGCUGGAUUGACGAGAAGGAGCAUGUGCUGAAAUACCAGGCACAGCUUCAGGUCAGCUAUGUGGAGACUCUACAGAAGAACCAGGCUCUGGAGCAACAGGUGGGACAGCUGGGGUCCAAACCCACCCCCACCUCCUCAUCCUCCAGCUCCCCUCCCCCACCACCGGCCCUGUCAAUUUUCCCUCCCAUGCACUCAGUCCCUCUCCCUGCUCCCCUUGCCCUAACCCCCUCCCCACCGCCUUGUGAGGACAUGAAAGGUUCCCCUUCCCUCCUCCAACUGCCCACCCCCUGGGCCGGACCCUCACGUCUAGAGAGGAUAGAGUCCACUGAGAUUUAGAGAGGCUCCAUUUUAUUUAAUAUCAACUUGAUUACAAACUACACAAUUGGAUAGGCUGCAAGACAGAUUAAACUACAACGCAGAACUGCACAAUAUAUAGUGAAAACAACCAAUGCAAACUGAACAGCAGAGAACCAUACAAUUGAGUUUAGACUAUGAACACAAACUAUAAAGAGCAUAGAACUACAAAAAAACAUAAACUGAACUGCUACACUGUAGAAUGCAAUACAAACUGUCAUUGACAUGGUUUAGGUUAAAUAUUGAAAUUCUUUGCCUUUAAUGUAAAGUAUCCAGGCAGUCUUGGUGGGAAGCAGUGACACUUAAAGGGAAGCAAGGAUGGCACCAAAAGUUGCAAGACAAUAACAUUGUAGCUUGAUAACGUUAUUCCUCUGGAAGGUUUAGUGCCAACCUGGAGGGUAGUUUGCCAAAUCGCAUGUCUAUGGUAAUGAGACAUUAGGUCAGGAGAUAAGAAAAUCAUAUUUUAAGAAGAUUUUAGAUGAUAAUCAAGAGUGAUGUUUUGGAGAAUGUGUUUGUCUUUGGCAUUUCUGGGGUGAUGAUACUCAGGUGUGUGAGGGGAUGUUUUGGAGAAUGUGCUUGUCUUUGGCAUUUCUGGGGUGAUGAUACUCAGGUGUGUGAGGGGAUGUUUUGGAGAAUGUGCUUGUCUUUGGCAUUUCUGGGGUGAUGAUACUCAGGUGUGUGAGGGGA